CAUCACCUGACCCUGCUGUGUGAGUGAUGACCGCCGACUCCCUUCAAAGCUUGCGUGUGUCUUCUGAACCAGGCGCCUUCACAACAAAGUCUUUUCUCGCCGGUUCAUUUGGCGCCAGGUUGUAAUUGUGUGGAAUAAGUGUUCAUGUUCCAGUGCACAAAUGUAUUUGUCCUUUCUGUCACUGCUGAUGGGGGAAGACGAGUGGAAGUGAAGAUGUUGUUUUCCAUCCUGACACACACAAAAAAAAACCCCAAUAGCUGAAUGGUUUGAGUGAGAGUGAAGGUCUGAGUCUGGUGUGGGACCAGAGCGGGCUUUGCUCUCCUCUGGGCCUCAGCUGUUGCUCCCUCAAAACAUUGCACUUGAUGGUGUUCUCCGUCCAACAUCGAUGGCUGGAUAAGUGGCCCUCACUCGUGUGUUCGGAGCCACCAUUGAUCACUGCGAUUGGCUGUCGAGCUGUCAGUCAGGAUACAGAGGUGAUGAAUGUCUUUGCUGCGUGUCGACUUGGGAUGCUUUCUGGCUGCGUUUCUUGCCGCCUGGCUCUGCAGGCAGCAGCUUCUGCGUCACACUUGUGUCAUCAGGUUUGAGCUUCUAGUCAAACAUGGAGACAUUUGUUGUUUUUUUUUACAGUAAAUAAGCGCUCAUAUUCUUCCUCAAUUAAACUGUUGAAUAUACAUACGUAGUACAAUUUAGCUUAUUAAGAUAAAUGUACUUGAGGAAAUAAUUGAUAUUAUAUAAUAUUAAUAACUAAUAAUAAUGAUUAAUGCCAUUAUUAUUAGUUAUUCGAAUGUUACAUGUUUAAUACAAAAUAUAUUUUCACAACAGGUUUAUAUAAAGAAUGAUUGAGGAAAUGAAUAAGUUAAUUUCAAUAGAUUAUUAUUCUAACUGAAGUAUAAAUAGUAUGUUUAGUUUUCUUAUUUGAAAGACUGAAAGUGCACCACAGUUGCAUGUAAAAGAAAAUUAUGACUAGGAGGGAAAAUACUAUAUAAAGCAGGAAAAAAACAUCACUGUGUGCGGUUUAUUUCUCCAAACAUGGCUGUCCUGUGGUCACGGGGGCUGGAUGGAGAGAAAAGGGAGGAGGAACUGAAGAGAAGGAGGGAGGAGAGAGGAGUGCCGGGGCGGCGUGGGAGUUUAUCAUCGCCCAUAUUUCAAGGCUGGUCCCAGUGACAGAUCUCAGCAGACCACCGGCUCCUCUGCUCCGUGUUCUUUCUGUCAAAGGUCCAACUUGGCAGAGGGAGGAUGCUCAGUGUGACCGAAGGACACAGCCGGCUUUAGACAGGACCCCAGCCUUCUCACCCGUCCGUCUGCAGAGCUGCGGCUGUCUUCCUCCUGCCCCACAACCGUUUCCCUGCACACGCCGCUGUCAGCCUCAUGUCCUUUGUUGGAGCCCCGGAAAAGCCCACCUCUGGCCCCAUGGGCCCCAAAGAGGUGGAGCUGGUCCUCGUGAAGGAGCAGAACGGGGUUCAGUUCACCUCCAGCACCCUGGUGGUCCCUCCACACACCACCCUCCACGGAGAAGAAGAGCGUGAGACGUGGGGGAAGAAAAUCGACUUCCUGCUGUCCGUCAUCGGCUUUGCCGUCGACCUGGCCAACGUCUGGAGGUUCCCCUACCUCUGCUACAAGAACGGAGGAGGUGCCUUCCUGGUGCCGUACCUCUUCUUCAUGGUCAUCGCCGGCAUGCCCCUCUUCUACAUGGAGCUGGCCCUGGGUCAGUACAACAGAGAGGGAGCAGCAGGGGUCUGGAAGAUCUGCCCCAUUUUCAAAGGUGUGGGCUUCACCGUGAUCCUCAUCUCCCUCUACGUGGGCUUCUACUACAACGUGAUCAUCUCCUGGGCGCUCUACUAUCUCUUCUCCUCCUUCACCAGUCAGCUUCCCUGGGUGCACUGCAACAACACCUGGAACAGCCCAAACUGCUCGGACUGGGCGGACAACAGCUCCAUCAGCGACAUGUACAAGUCCACGCCGGCUCAGGAGUACUUUGAACGAGGGGUUCUCCACAUCCAGGACAGCCAGGGGAUCGAUAAUCUGGGUCGCCCUCGCUGGCAGCUGACCUCCUGCUUGGCUGUGGUCAUUGUCCUCCUCUAUUUCAGCCUGUGGAAAGGAGUCAAGACGUCGGGAAAGGUUGUGUGGAUCACCGCCACCAUGCCCUACGUGGUCUUGACUGUGCUGCUCCUGCGGGGAGUCACUCUGCCCGGAGCCAUGGAUGGCAUUAAGGCUUACCUCUCCGUGGACUUCCGGAGACUCUGUGAGGCGCAGGUCUGGAUCGAGGCAGCCACGCAGAUCUGCUUCUCGCUGGGAGUGGGCUUCGGUGUGCUCAUCGCCUUCUCCAGCUACAACAAGUUCAGCAACAACUGCUACAGGGACGCCAUCAUCACCAGCUCCAUCAACUCCCUCACCAGCUUCUUCUCUGGGUUUGUGGUCUUCUCCUUCCUCGGGUACAUGUCCCACAAGCACAACGUGGAGCUGGACAAGGUCGCCAGAGACGGUGCCGGCCUGGUUUUCGUCAUUUACCCAGAAGCCAUUGCGACGUUGCCCGGAUCGUCUGUGUGGGCCGUGAUUUUCUUCAUCAUGCUGCUAACGCUGGGAAUCGACAGUGCUAUGGGCGGGAUGGAGUCCGUCAUCACGGGCCUGAUCGACGAGUUCAAGUUCCUCCACAAGCACCGGGAGGUGUUCACCCUCUUCAUCGUCUGCUCCACCUUCCUCAUAUCGCUGUUCUGUGUCACAAACGGCGGGAUGUACGUGUUCACGCUGCUGGACCACUACGCGGCCGGGACCUCCAUUCUCUUCGGAGUGCUGAUUGAAGCCAUCGGCAUCGCUUGGUUUUACGGAGUGGACCGCUUCAGCGACGACAUCGAGGAGAUGAUCGGCCACCGCCCCGGCUGCUACUGGAGGCUGUGCUGGAAGUUUGUCAGUCCCUGCUUCCUCCUGUUCAUGGUGGUGGUUAGCUUUGCCACCUUCAACCCCCCCAAUUACGGCAUGUACCAGUUCCCUCCGUGGGCCAACAUGGUAGGAUGGUGCCUGGCCAUUUCCUCAAUGACCAUGGUGCCUCUUUACGCCAUCUACAAACUGUGUUCGCUGCCCGGGAAGUUCUGCGAUAGACUGGCCUACGCCAUCACCCCGGAGACGGAGCAUCAUCUGGUGGACAACGGCGAAGUCCGGCAGUUUACCCUGCAUCACUGGCUGGUGGUCUGAGUGCAACUCGGGUGGGAAAAAAACUAGGCUGGGUUCUUGAGCGUGAGAAGCAGAACCGCAAAGAUUCAUAGCCAUUUCAGUUCAUACCAGUGGUGACAGCGGACGUCGUGUAAAAGUGCCGACAAAAACACAUGUAGAAUUGUUGUGUCUUUUCCUUUACGAUGGUGCGUCCGUGUGAGUCCCUGCACCGUCAAACUGCAACUACUAGUCGUGAAAAAUGCUGUAAGGAGAAGACUUUCAAAAUAUGUGAAAGAAAGCUCAGUAUUGUUCUUUAGUGAAUAGCAUGGAGAAUAAUUUGAAAUGGAUUCUUGAUAUCAUGAUUCCCUGCUGUCUUUCUUGACUGUUAUGAAAACCUGUGUUCAGACCGGUCAGAACACAGAAAGGCUCUGAAAAAUAAUGUAUAUGUAAGGCAACUAGCAAAACAGCUUUCUUACCUUUGAAUCAGCCAGAUUUUGUUGGACUCCCUUCGCACCGUAUCAGCAACCAAAGACUCGCUGCACCACCUUCACCCGCCCCAGUUCUCCAUUCUGAAGGCUGUCAUUAACCAUAAAACCAUAAAACCAUAAAGCUUGACCAUCGACAGACAGUUCUGGGGAAGCGCUGCUUUUUGAGACAUGGAUGUAGUGUGAUCUAUAUAAAUCUCUAUCUGUGUAACAGUUCCGUAGAGGGCUUGUGUUGUACCGCACUGUAAGAUCGAAUGAACCAAACUGAUCCGUAGCCGACUACGUGACAGUUUGUGGUGAGGUCAUUGCUCCUUCUUGUCCCAAGUGUUUGCUGUCCUGUGACUCGUGGUGUUUGUACAACCUUGUUUUUGUACCGUCGAAUAAAGACC
This is a messenger RNA of Synchiropus splendidus (mandarinfish), 4021 nucleotides long. It is a transcript of the gene slc6a3, whose product is annotated as solute carrier family 6 member 3. Gene Ontology annotation, cellular component: presynaptic membrane; plasma membrane; neuron projection. Lineage: Eukaryota; Metazoa; Chordata; Actinopteri; Syngnathiformes; Callionymidae. The transcript has 17 exons. Gene Ontology annotation, molecular function: dopamine:sodium symporter activity; norepinephrine:sodium symporter activity. The coding region runs from base 1369 to 3189 and encodes 606 amino acids. The record is from RefSeq and is a predicted model, not a curated record. Gene Ontology annotation, biological process: sodium ion transmembrane transport; dopamine uptake involved in synaptic transmission.